AGUUCAUCACAUCGCCCUCUGCGAUAUAACAUCUCUAUCCGGCGCAAUGAGCCGCAUUUGGAGUGUCUGCGUCCCUGCGUGUCAGCGCUGAGUGAAAUCUGUCUGGAGAAGGAUACGCAUGGAUGGAGGAGGACGCACAGAGUCAACAGGAACCAUCUCCCGGACUGGUUUGGCGUGUGUGUCUUUGGAGGUUUGUGUAACUGUUCCAACAAGGCCCCUGUGUUUCUCUAAGCAAAUUUCCACCUGCUCCCUGAGCUGCUGCGUCUCAUUGGUUGAAACCACGGUCAGAUUCCCCACUGCGAAAUUAUCUGAUUGAAAAUCAGGGCGGGGAGAAGAAGACGCAGCAACAAGUGUCAUGCUUUUUUUUUUUUUUUUUUUUUAACGCUGCUUUGCUUUGCUGACCUCCGGGAAGGGAUUUUUGGGACUCACUUCGCCUCCAAUGAACCACUUCAUAUUGAGAAUCACUGGGGAAUAACCGUCCGUUGGCUUUACUGAGCAUCUGAUUUGGGUUCGAGGAAAAGCCGUCAGGUAACGAAUCAAGAUGCCGCGGUCAUUUCUGGUAAAACACAAAAGGUGCACCUCCUAUAAUGUUCACCGAUCGUACGAAGACGAGCCGAAAGCCCCUGUUUGUGCUGAUGCGCCACCGGAGGCUCGGAGCCCGGUGUCUGCAGACAGGCCUCCAUCGGAGGACCAGCGCUCCCCCGCAGACCUGCGCCUGCUCACAAAGCAGGAGACACCCGAGCGUCCCUUACCUGUCCACCCGGAGCCAACCCGGCCUCCGAUGACCCCCACGCAGCCCUACUACCUGACCGAGCCUCACCUGGCUGAGUUCCCGCCGUACUACAAGCCCGCGUACGCCUGGGAGCCGGUGCCCUCCUCUCCCCCCUCUUCAGCCUCCUCCACCUUCGAGCUCCGGCAGCUGAGCUUCAGCCCCACCGUGCUGCAGCACGCCAGCAGCCUGUUCGGAGGCCACAUCGGCCGCAGCCCGCAGCCGCAGCCGCAGCAGCAGCAGCAGCAGCCGCUGGACUGCAGCACGCACUACUCCCCGUCCUCCAACCCCUACCACUGCAUCACCUGCGACAAGGUGUUCUCGACGCCCCACGGGCUGGAGGUCCACGUCCGGAGGUCGCACAGUGGAAUGAGGCCUUUCGGCUGCAGCAUCUGCAGGAAGACCUUCGGCCACGCAGUCAGUCUGGAGCAGCACAUGAACGUCCACUCUCAGGAGAAAAGCUUUGAGUGCAAGAUGUGCGGUAAAUCCUUCAAGCGCUCGUCCACGCUCUCCACGCACCUGCUCAUCCACUCGGACACCAGGCCCUACCCCUGCCAGUACUGCGGGAAGAGGUUCCACCAGAAGUCCGACAUGAAGAAACACACGUACAUCCACACCGGUGAAAAGCCUCACAAGUGCCAGGUUUGCGGCAAAGCGUUCAGCCAGAGCUCCAACCUGAUCACCCACAGCAGGAAGCACACCGGCUUCAAGCCGUUUGGGUGUGACAUUUGCUCCAAAGGCUUCCAGCGAAAGGUGGAUCUGCGCAGGCACCACGAGAGCCAGCACGGCAUGAAGUGAGACGUCGGCCAGGCGCGGCAAGCGUUGGCAAAGCUAUUUAAACUUGUUUUUGUUUUUAAGUGUUUACAAGUAAAGUCUGGAAAUAAGUUAUGUGUGAGAUUAAUGAUAAAUCUCUUGUUAUCGUCAUGAAACAGAGUUGUAGCUUUAUCACUUUAUAGCAGGGGCGUGGGACACUCAAGGGGCCACGUCUGACCGGUGAAGUAGUGUCAUAAUAAUCUUUAAUUCUAAGGGUUUAUUGGUGUUUUUACAAACUCAUCCGGACUGCCUGGCUUUGAGGCCCGUGCCGGGAUCACAGCUAUGGGUUGUUGUGUGUUCAAAAAGGAAGUUUUUCUUUCUGAGUGAAAUACUUGAAUAAAUCCAUCUUGUCAUGAAUAUUCAUGUCAGCAUAUUAAUUCUUGUUGUAAACAAAAAGAACGUUACGAAUAACUGUCAUAUAUCUGUGGUGAGGAUGCAACAAUAUAAAGAAGAGUCUUUUACACUUUUUGUGGAGGGAGCCAAUGAUAGGCCUGAAGAAUGUGUCAUUUAUGAAUAAAAAACGCAAAUAUCAAUUAAUAGAUGUAUCUGGAGCAUUUAUGCAAUGGUUUUUAUGUCGUGCUGGUUUUUCAGGGAAGAAUUUGCUUUACUUUUGUAGGAUCUAUCCAGUCUGAAAUAAAUCAGAACAGCAGUAUUAGACUGAGAAAAUGAUCUCACCAAACGUGUCAUACACUUUUAUAUUUCAUCUAAAAAUGCUAAUUACUGUGUAAAUUGGCUUUGUGGCAGUGAGAGGGACGAUGAUGGCUUCUGUGUGGUGUAAGUUGUUUAUAAAUCUGUCAACACUGUGAGUCAAAGAGAGACAUGCUGUCAUAAACAGACUAUAUCCAUCCAUGAUGUCUGUAAUGCUGAGAAAUCUUUGUAUAAUAUAUUAAAACUGUGCUUGAGUGACUAUUGGAGAAUGAGUGAAUACCUUCAGAAAUAAAGGAUGA
Molecule: messenger RNA, 2529 nt
Organism: Salarias fasciatus (jewelled blenny)
Lineage: Eukaryota; Metazoa; Chordata; Actinopteri; Blenniiformes; Blenniidae
Gene: gfi1b
Product: growth factor independent 1B transcription repressor
Exons: 8
Coding region: 542-1567 (341 amino acids)
Biological process (GO): regulation of transcription by RNA polymerase II
Cellular component (GO): nucleus
Molecular function (GO): DNA-binding transcription factor activity, RNA polymerase II-specific
Source: RefSeq, a predicted model, not a curated record